Messenger RNA from Gigantopelta aegis, 3423 nucleotides. RefSeq names its product putative amine oxidase [copper-containing]. Gene Ontology annotation, biological process: amine metabolic process. The transcript is spliced from 4 exons. The record is from RefSeq and is a predicted model, not a curated record. Gene Ontology annotation, cellular component: plasma membrane. Gene Ontology annotation, molecular function: quinone binding; copper ion binding; primary methylamine oxidase activity. The coding region runs from base 1 to 2706 and encodes 901 amino acids. Lineage: Eukaryota; Metazoa; Mollusca; Gastropoda; Neomphalida; Peltospiridae.
AUGUUAGCUAUAUUUGAGGCGCUUAUAGUCUCCCGUCUCCAAUAUGGAUCUCAGGCCUUUAGCAAUGCCUCUCCUACACAGUUAGCUAAAUUAGAGGCCACCUAUAAUGUUGCCCUCAGAAUAGUGUCAGGGGCCCAUCUCGGCACCCCCAAUGACAGCAUCAGGGUGGAGCUUGGAGUACUUCCGUUGAGUUGUAAUACUGACAGUGCCUCCCGCUCCCAACCCAUGUUUUCAGUUCUGGAACAGUCGUAUGCUAGUCUUAGACUGCCAACUGUCACAACGAAGUUGGCCAACUCGACGGUUGCGUUUUUCCGCGCCGAUGUCGAGAGCAUCAAGUACAGGGUGAAGCGACGAGACAUCUUUGACGCUUUUCUGGUCUCGAUUAUACUGAUUCUCUGCGGCGCCCUGUUCGCCGUAUGGUACGCACGAAAACCCGUCGUUGAAGAUACAACAACAUCUUCUAAGUGCAUAAACAAUGCGAAGCGAUUCCCAAAGGACGCGUACAUUAAAAGUAAAAUUCACCCGUUUACCGAGCUGACAGCUGACGAAAUCCAGAGUGUUGUCAGCUUCCUGUUGAGCCAGAAACGUCUGGCACUAGUCUCGCUAAAUGAGGCUAAGAUAAAUUCGAAUUUCAUUCAUACCAUCGAGCUGCAGUUGGCGCCAAAACUUUCUGUUUUAAAACACCUCGAUGGUUUGGCGCCAGCACCGCCGCGACGAGCGAAAGUGUUUAUAUUUAGAGGGAAUGUCACCCCGCCCGUGGUUGAAGAAUACCUAGUGGGAGAUCUGCCAAACCUGACCUUCGCCCGGGUGGCUAACACCACAUCCCGUAAAACGCAGAUCCCUUACAACAUAAGACCCUUUUCGCGAUUUGAGUUCUAUGGCAUUUAUCAGCACGUCCUGGUUGCCGUGGCAACACUAGCAGAGAAACUAUUGGUGGAAAGUUAUGGCGCCACGGUGUACAAAUGCGGGGACAAAUGCCUACGGUUUUCGAUGACCCCGGUUUCCAGCGCUUUUCUUCGGAAGGGCGAAAGGAAAUCGUGGUUCUGGUUUACCUACGACUUGGAAUUCUUCACCUUGAAUCCGUUGGAUUUCCAAGUCCUUGUCGACAUGACUGAUACAGAUCCCAAAAACUGGCAGCUACAGAAGGUCUGGUACGCCUCUAGACUGUACGAGAGUUUACCCGAGCUGAUGAGGAUGUACGAACACGGGAACAUCAACAAGACGAGAGUCACCAUGCCGAGCGUCGCACAGAAACACCUCCGCAGCUCCCUCUACCUCCGAGGAACUCCUUUCCCGAAAGAAAACCUCCAGAAGCCUCGUCAGUUUGAACCCAGCGGGCCCAGAUACACCAUUGAUGGUAACGAAAUCACUUACAUGAAGUGGAAGCUGAACUACAGGAUGUCUCCUACGGUUGGGCUGCAGCUGUUCAACAUCAGAUACAACGCUGAGAGAAUCGUGUACGAACUGAGUCUGCAGGAGAUCAUCGUCCUGUAUGCCGGACACAGCCCCGCGGCCAGCAUGCUGUAUUUCGCCGACAGCGCGGGGCUGUUCGGGACCCGGACCCGCGGGAUGGUCCCCGGGGUGGACUGUCCUCACCACGCCACGUUCCAGGACGUGGAGCUCUUUACCUCCAACGAAAGCGGCAUGCAGCGCUUUCAGAACGCUCUCUGCAUCUUCGAGGACAACACGCAGACGCCACUGCGACGUCAUCGCGCAUACAGCCGAACCGGCGCCUUCUACGGUGGACUCGUGGACGUCGUCCUUGUGGUUCGCUUCAUCAUAUCGAUCAUCAACUACGACUACGUCUUCGACUUCAAGUUCCACAACAACGGGGCCGUCUGCGCCGGCGUCUCCUCCACGGGUUACCUGGCGUCCAACUUCUACACCCCGGAGGAAGACCGCUAUGCAGCCAGGGUCGGGGACACGGUGGCGGCCGGCAUGCAUCACCACCUGUUCAACUUCAAGGCCGACGUGGACGUGAAGGGCGUGGUCAACCAGUACCAGACGUGGAGCGUGGAGGUGGAGAACAAGACGAACGAAUGGUCGCACGACCCCCACAACCACCAUAUGCAGACGUACAUCAAGAAAACCGUCCACAAGACGGAGCUGGAGGCCGUGUACAGACAUCACUUCGAGGAGCCCAUGUACCUGCUCUUCAGCAGCAACUCGUCCAGGGACAGGUACGGCAACCAGAACAGCUACCGCAUCAUCAUCAAAGGAAUGUCCAAGCAGAAGCUGGCCCCGUGGAACGGGUUCGAGAGCUCCAUGACCUGGGCACGCUACCAGAUGGCCGUCACGAAGCAGAGGGAUGAGGAAGAGAUGAGCAGCUCAAUAUUCGCCAUGUGGGACGCGGGGGACCCCGUCGUCAACUUCCAGAAAUAUCUCGACAACGACGACUCCGUUUUAAAUGAGGAUCUGGUUGCUUGGAUUACGCUUGGCACGUACCACAUCCCGCAGACUGAGAACGUGCCCAACACUGGGACCGUCGGCGGCCACCUCUCCUUCUACCUCAUGCCCUUCAACUACUUCGACGAGGACCCGUCCAUGGCGUCACGUGACGCCGUGCGCAUGAUGCCGCGAGAUAAGGCGAGACCCCACGAGAAUAUAAUGAUCGAGAGAGACGGGAUGGACAAUCUGCCAGAGUGUAUACCAAGAACGGACUCGGAAUUUUCAACACAAAUGAACAAUACUUUUGCGUUUUCAUGAUUGCGGGGGGUUGUUUUGGGUUUCACUAUCUUUUAAUUAUAAAGGGUAAAUGAAGCGAGAUAAAACCAACACUGUCUCAUUCAGUGCUAAACAGGGUCGUAGCUACAUUUAUCCUUGGGGUGGGGGUGGAAACCGAGAUUCUAACACUGAUGACUCACAACGUGUGCAGGAUUCAUCAGAAGCCUACGUGCAUGUUGCCAUGAAUAUGAAAAUCCUUGUGGUAAGUGUAAUCUGCUCUAUUUUGAUGGUGUACGUUUGCAAUUUGAAAAAUAACAGGGAACGACUGUUCUCUUCCCCAUGCACCCCAACCCACCCCCACCCCCAUCCUCUCAUUUCUCCCUCCUCGCUAGCGUAAGCAACGCCAGUAUUAUAUAUUUGACCUCAUGCCAUACUUUAUUUGAUCUUUACCAAAAAUUAUUUAUAUUUAUUUUUGUUAAAUGCUUGAUAUGUACAGUAAACAUUUGUUCAUGUUUGUUCAUGUUUGUUCAUAUAGACAAUAUAGCACAUACUUGUACAUAGCCAUAGCCAUCGCGUACCUCAUGUAUCAUCGUAUACCAUCGUAUACCAUCGGGUAAGUUCGUGUACCAUCGAGUACCAUCGUGUACAUACGCCAUUAUAUAGAGACAUGGUUCUUUUUGGAGCCGUUUAAUUUAUAUUAGAAAGUUACAAUACAUGUAACUACGAUUACAUGUUAACUGUUGUGUUGUUGUUAGUCGA